AAAUUCAAACAUGACGACAGGGUGUCUGCUUCACAUAAAUUGGGCAUUCGCUCACAUGCUGACCUUCUCUCCAUUCCCGCCACCGUUCCUCAAAACGCAGUCGUUUCCCUCCAUACUACAAUCGCAAUGUCUCUCUCCACCGUAUCCAUUCCCUUCUCUCACCUCCAAGAUAAAGACUAUGAUUUGUCCUUGAAGAUCGAGCAAGGGUUUGGACCUGAUGGUUUGGGGAUUCUAUCUGUCACUGAUGUCCCAGGAUACUCUUCCUUGCGCAGAAAUCUUUUGCAUCUUGCACCGAAAUUGGCAAAUCUUCCUAAAGAAGUGAAGGAUGAUCUUGAAGAUCCUAACAGCAGAUAUAAUUUUGGGUGGAGUCACGGGAAAGAAAAACUUGAAUCUGGCAAGCUUGAUUUAUUAAAAGGAUCUUUCUAUGCCAAUCCCAUACUUGAUACGCCUACAACAGAUAAAUCUUUGAUACAACGAUACCCAUCAUAUUGCGGAUCAAAUGUAUGGCCCAGAAGCACAUUACCAGAGCUUGAGUUGGCUUUCAAAGCACUUGGGAAGCUGAUAUUUGAUGUUGGAUUGAUGGUGGCAUAUCACUGCGAUCAAUAUGUAUCCAAAGGAAUAAAAGUUCAUAAGGAUGAAGGUCUGGAAUCAAUACUUAAACGCUCCCGCUGUCACAAAGGACGUUUGCUAUAUUAUUUUCCUGCACAACAGGGAAUCCCAGGUGACAACUCUAUGUCUUCUUGGUGUGGAUGGCAUACAGACAAUGGUUCACUGACAGGUCUGACUUGUGCUAUAUUUACAAGAGACGGUGAAGAGAUACCUUGUCCUGAUAGUGCUGCUGGCCUCUAUAUUCGAACAAGAAAUGAUCAAAUUGUCAAGGUUGUUUAUGGAGUAGAUAAUAUAGCUUACCAAAUUGGUGAAACUGCCGAAAUACUUUCUGGAGGUAUUCUUCGUGCAACACCUCAUUGUGUUCAGGCUCCAAAAGGGAAGGAGUCUUCUGGUGUUGAACGUUCAACAUUUGCAUUAUUCAUGCAACCUGACUGGGAUGAAAAACUAAGUUUUCCUGAGGAAGUUCACAUUCAUAAAGAGCUUAUUCCAUCAAAUGCUUCCCUUACUUACGGAGAAUAUUCAGAGAUGGUGCUUGGCAAAUAUUACGACAAAAAAUAGCAAUAAUUAAUUGGCUGGAGAGAUGGCCCAUGCUAACUAACUGUUAAUUCAAGGGAGUAAAUGAAGCUGUGCAGAAGUGUCAUGGUAAUAGGAUAAGAAAUAGAAAAUAAAAAUUCUUGUAACUCACGUCGAAUAAUAAUAAAGCUUGAAGGCCAAGAAAGCCUAUUAAAAUUACUUUCACCAGAUGUUAAAUUGUUACAUCUAUGUAAUGGAACGAAACUUACCGUCCAACUCUGUAGUUUAUGAAGUAUGUUACAAAAAAAAAUGAUGAAUUCAACUAUCUGAGUGUUAUUUAGUAAAGGAAAGCUAGUCGAAUCUUUUGAUUAUUCAA
Molecule: messenger RNA, 1498 nt
Organism: Lathyrus oleraceus (garden pea)
Lineage: Eukaryota; Viridiplantae; Streptophyta; Magnoliopsida; Fabales; Fabaceae
Exons: 16
Coding region: 127-1167 (346 amino acids)
Source: RefSeq, a predicted model, not a curated record